AGCCCCUGGAGCAGCGCGCACGGCCUGGGCCAUGCUGGACUUCGCGAUCUUCGCCGUUACCUUCCUGCUCAUCCUGGUGGGGGCCGUGCUCUACCUGUACCCGGCUUCUAGACAAGCUUCAGGUAUCCCAGGGAUGACUCCAACAGAUGAAAAAGAUGGGAACUUGCCAGACAUUGUAACCAGUGGCAGCCUGCAUGAGUUCCUGGUGAAUCUGCAUGAGAAGUACGGCCCUGUUGUCUCUUUCUGGUUUGGAAGACGCCUUGUGGUCAGCGUGGGGUCCGUUGAUCUCCUAAAACAACACAUUAACCCCAACAGGACAUCGGAUCCCUUUGAAAUGAUGCUAAAGUCCCUGUUGAGGUACCAGUCUGGACUCAGUGGGGAUGCGGGGGAGAGUCACCUGAGGAAAAAGCUGUAUGAAAACGGUGUGACCAAGUCCCUGCAGAGUAAUUUUGCUGUCAUCCAGAAGCUGUCUGAAGAGUUGCUAGCAAAAUGGCUGUCUUUUCCUGAGUCUCAACAUGUGCCCCUUUGCCAACACAUGCUGGGCUUUGCCAUGAAGUCUGUCACACAGACAGCAAUGGGCAGUAGCUUUGAAGAUGACCGGGAAGUAAUUCAAUUUCGCAGGAACCAUGAUGCGAUCUGGGCAGAAAUUGGAAAGGGUUUCUUGGAUGGGUCACUUGACAAAAGUAUGACCAGGAAAAAGCUAUAUGAAGAUGCUCUGAUGGAGAUGGAAUCCGUCUUAAAGAAAGUCACAAAGGAGCGGCGGGGCAGGAGCUUCAACCGACACGUCUUCAUAGACUCCUUGCAGGGGAACCUGAGUGACAAGCAGAUCCUGGAAGACACGAUGAUAUUCUCUCUGGCAGGGUGUGUAAUCACGGCUAACCUGUGCACCUGGGCAGUCUAUUUCCUGACAACAUCAGAAGAAGUCCAGCAGAACCUCUACAAGGAGGUGGACCGAGUUCUCGGAAAGGGCCCACUUACACAUGAGAAAAUUGAGCAGCUCAGGUACUGCCGGCAGGUCCUGUGUGAGACGGUGCGGACAGCAAAGCUUACGCCAAUUGCUGCACGGCUGCAGGAGCUGGAGGGAAGAAUUGACCAGCAUAUUAUCCCCAAAGAGACUCUUGUGCUUUACGCUCUGGGUGUGGUGCUUCAGGACAGUUCAGCUUGGGCCUCACCCUAUAAAUUUGAUCCAGACAGAUUCAAUGACGAAUCCGCUAUGAAAAACUUUUCCCUACUGGGCUUUUCGGGAAGUCAGGAGUGCCCAGAGUUGAGGUUUGCCUAUAUGGUGGCUACAGUGCUGCUGAGUAUGUUGGUAAGGAAAUUAUAUCUGCAUCCCGUGAAAGGGCAGGUCAUGGAGACCAAAUAUGAGCUGGUAACCUCGCCAAAGGAAGAAGCAUGGAUAACUGUAUCCAAGAGAAGCUGAGUGAACAAAGCCAGGAGUGAGUGAGAGAGAGAGUGCCUCAGAGAGGAACCCUCCUGCAUCAUGCUGAACUGGUCAAGGGUUUAAUGUCACUGUUUCAUUACCUUCCAUGUUCUUAACCCAGCAGCCUCUUGGUAUUUUUUGUAAAGCAAAAAAAUUGUCAUAUUAAAGUAGAUU
Emys orbicularis (European pond turtle) is the source of this 1594-nucleotide messenger RNA. Its product is annotated as cytochrome P450 20A1. Gene Ontology annotation, cellular component: membrane. The coding region runs from base 32 to 1420 and encodes 462 amino acids. Gene Ontology annotation, molecular function: monooxygenase activity; heme binding; oxidoreductase activity, acting on paired donors, with incorporation or reduction of molecular oxygen. The record is from RefSeq and is a predicted model, not a curated record. The transcript is spliced from 13 exons. Lineage: Eukaryota; Metazoa; Chordata; Testudines; Emydidae.